Messenger RNA from Sycon ciliatum, 810 nucleotides. RefSeq names its product peptidase inhibitor 16-like. Lineage: Eukaryota; Metazoa; Porifera; Calcarea; Leucosolenida; Sycettidae. The transcript has a single exon. Bases 1 to 810 code for a protein of 269 amino acids. Gene Ontology annotation, cellular component: extracellular region. The record is from RefSeq and is a predicted model, not a curated record.
AUGCUGGUCCGCAUCACCAUCCUUCCUGCCCUGGUCCUCUUGUGUGACAUAGGAGCUGUAGCGUCUACGCUGACUCAGCUCCAGAAGAACUCCCUGUUACUCGCCCACAAUCGCGCCAGGAGCACGCCCUCACCCAAACCGUGCUGGCCGCUGAUUCCGAUGACCUGGAGCGCUGCGCUGGAACGCGUUGCGCAGACGUUUGCCGACACGUGUACGUACGGGAACAACCACGACAGGGCCAGGGCGGCAGCUGCACUCGGGUCCUUCGCGACAGUGGGCGAGAACGUACAUACCAGGACUAAUGCACUCAACGGACGGCGUAUUGCUGAAGCUGUUCAAGCCAUUGAUAGAGGAAGAGCCAGCUAUGACGCCGAGAACAACAUAUGUGCCCAGCACCACCACCACGAGUGCCUCCAAUACACCCAGAUUGUGUGGAACGCCUCCACGGCUGUCGGCUGCGGAGCUAAAUUGUGCGAUGCAACCAAAGCGGGCGGCUUGCCAGCCACCUGGACCGCUCGGACCGCUUACAUUGUUGUUUGCAACUACGGUCCGGCUGGAAAUGUGGCCGGUGAAAGACCCUACAAGGCCACGGCCUGCAAUGUCACACAAGCCAGCGGUCCGGGCACUAAAACAGGAGAAGGCUCACUCAACUCGGCCGGUUCACGCAGCUCACCCGGGUCGCGGGGCAACUCAUCUGUGUCGCCCUCUGACUCGCCCGGAUUUCAGCAGGAGUCCGAGGCAGCUGUGAGCGUCCGCCACUGCUCUAUGCUGGUAGCGGUGGUGUGUGCGGCGGUCACCUUGUCAGUUUAG